Durusdinium trenchii is the source of this 1152-nucleotide messenger RNA. NCBI's taxonomy places the organism in Eukaryota, Dinophyceae, Suessiales, Symbiodiniaceae. The record is from the annotation of a GenBank genome assembly.
AUGCCACGGCUGAGCUGCUACCCGACGAUUCGCCUCUUCAUUGAUGGCCGGGAUCAGGAAUAUACUGGUGGCCGAACUGAACAGAGUAUUGUCACCUGGGUGCUGAAGAAGGCGGGGCCUCCAGCCGUGGAACUGGAGACCUUAGAGGCGGCCAAGGCCUUCGAACAGGAAAACAGGCUGGCCGUGCUGUGCUUUUGCGAUGCGGGCGCGCGCGGCGCCUUCGAGCGGGCGGCCAGACAGGUGGAGGAUGUCAUGUUCGCCUACAGUACUGCACCUGAUGUGCUGAGCAAGUACGAGGCAUCAGCGCCCUCCUUGAAGAUGUUCUUCCCCCAUGAUGAGCAGUCGGCCACAUUUCUGGGCGACUUGAGCAGCGCCGAGGAGAUUGAAUCCUUCGUGAAGGCUCAUCGCCAUCCCAUGGUCACCCACUUCUCGGGCGAGACCGCAGCCGACUUGUUUAGCGACGGCCGGCCGAUCCUUUUCCUUUUCAGGGAUAAGGAUGGGAAAGGCGAUGCGGCCGAGGAGGCCCUCCGCGGAGCCGCCAAGCAGCUGCAGCGGCGGCUGCUGGUGGCACUGGCCGGGUCGAGCGAACCCAUGGAUCAACGGUUGAUGGACUAUGUCAGCGUGGAGGUGGAGGAGCUGCCCACUGCACGCUUGGUCACUGAGCCACAGGGGGCCAUGGCCAAGUAUCGCUUGGAGGGAGAAGUGACGGAGGCAUCCCUGCUCUCCUUCGUGCAAGAGUUUGAAGCUGGACGGCUCAAGAAGUACUUGCAGUCCGAGCCAGUGCCCACGAGCCAGACUGGACCAGUCUAUACCCUGGUGGGUUCCACCUUCGAAUCCAUCGUCAAGGACCCCCAAAAGGAUGUCCUGGUGGAGUUCUAUGCGCCCUGGUGUGGCCAUUGCAAGAAGCUAGAGCCGGUCUACACCUCAGUAGCCAAGAAGCUGGAAAGUGUACCUUCGAUUGUGAUCGCCAAGAUCGACGCGACGGCCAACGAUGUGGAGGGCGUGGACAUCGAGGGCUUUCCAACCAUCAAAUUCUGGCGGGCCGACCACAAGGAGGAGCCACUGGACUACGAUGGGGAUCGUGAUGUGGACUCCUUCGUGGCCUGGCUGGAUGACAAAGCAGCCAAACCCUUUGGCCACAGCGAGCUGUGA